This is a messenger RNA of Acanthochromis polyacanthus (spiny chromis), 2456 nucleotides long. It is a transcript of the gene colec11, whose product is annotated as collectin sub-family member 11. Bases 140 to 1021 code for a protein of 293 amino acids. The transcript is spliced from 7 exons. NCBI's taxonomy places the organism in Eukaryota, Metazoa, Chordata, Actinopteri, Pomacentridae. The record is from RefSeq and is a predicted model, not a curated record.
UGAAGUGUUUAUAAAUGUACUAUCAUGCACAUUCUGUGGUGCCUGCGGAGGAACAUGAAAUGUUUCUUUAAGACCACCAGUCUUCAAAGCUCCUGCAAAUCUUUCCAAGUUGGCAAUACUUUUUACUUCUGCCUGGAAAAUGCUUCUACAGUUUAGCCUCCCAACCUGCCCAUGUAGAAGAAUGAGAGGAGAGAAACUGCUACUACCCAUGAUACUAUUGUCUGCGAUGAUGAGUUUAUUACCAAUAAAGACAUCGUACGGACAACACUUGACAGAUGAGUCCUGCACCGUUCAGAUCCUUGUUCCUGGACUCAAAGGAGAACCAGGAGACAAAGGACAAAAAGGAGCACCAGGGAGACCAGGAAGAGUUGGUCCUCCAGGAGAGACUGGCUUACCUGGGAUUAAAGGACAGAAAGGCAUCAUGGGACGUUAUGGGAAAGUUGGCCCAAAUGGAAUGAAAGGGUUCAAAGGAGACGUAGGUGAGGCUGGUCCAAGGGGCCCAGACGGAGAGCCAGGUGUUCCAUGUGAGUGCACACCAAUGAGAAAGAUGAUUGGAGAAAUGGACAUUCUUGUGGCCCAGCUGUCCUCAGAAUUGAAAUUCAUCAAAAAUGCACUGCCCUCCCCUGCAGCUGUUGCUGGCAUAAAAGAGACAGACAGUAAGGUCUAUCUGUUGGUGAAGGAGGAGAAGCGCUACUCCGACGCCGAAGUCUACUGCCAGACGAGGGGAGGGCACCUGGCCAUGCCCAAGGAUGAGGGAGCCAACACAGCCAUUGCAGGGUACAUAACCGACGCAGGCCUGAGCAGAGUCUACAUCGGCAUCCAUGACCUCGACCAUGAGGGCAUUUUCACCUACGUGGAUCACUCACCUAUGACCACCUUCAGCAAGUGGAGAAAAGGGGAGCCCAACAACGCCUAUGAUGACGAGGACUGUGUUGAGAUGGUGGCCUCUGGGGAGUGGAUUGAUGUCGCCUGCAACCCCACCAUGUAUUUUGUGUGUGAAUUUGACAAAGACAGUGUCUGAGUUUAGUCUGUGUUACCCAGACUACUAAAAGAAUGUACGAAUACAAUGGAGCAAAAGCUAAUGUAUUCAUAUUGUCUGAGCUGCAACUUCCAUCUGUAAAUACAAUGACAAAAUGACAUGCAAGUUGUGCAAACUAGUAUAUUUUCUACUACUUUCUUUCCCCUUCUGAGCUUAUAAGCUAUUUAUUUUCUCAACUCACAAAACAGUCUGACUCUUGUUAGAACUUUACUUAUUUUAAGUACAUACUUAAUCUCAUAUUCUGUGACUCAUUAGUGUUUCCAACAGCAUGCUCAGCAAGUGUAUUGAGUUUUUAUGUUAUGCAAACUAUCCACUGAGCAAGAUUUGUAACAGUGCUCUGACAAACAAGGCAAAUAAGCAAAUACAGAGGGCUGUAGAUUAUACAGAAAAAUAUACAAUUAAAAGACAGAUUUUGGUUCCAGUUGGGUGCUUUUAAUCAGAGAAAUUGAAUACAGCAUGCAUUCUACAUUCAUAUUCAUAUAAUAAGUUAUGUGGCGGUUGUUGCACAAUAAACAUUCUCAUAUAAUUUUAAAAACAGAGACAAUGUCUGUACAUUAUUUUCUGGCCCUGAGCUGGUUGCACUUAUUUACGGCAGCAGUUGAACCAAAUCCAGCAGACAGCCAGAGGAUGAAAAUGCUACUGCACUGUAACCAUAUCUUAGACUGGGACAAAAGGAUAGUGGCUGCCCCUGAGGCAUUUUCAAAGGUGACAUUUUGACUUGUCAUAUUAGGGAAAUUAAAGGUGUCAGUAAUAAUAUCAACAGCUCUGCAGCAGUUAAAACUAGCAGCUUUUGAAGCUGCUAUGGAGUACUGGAUAUAUUCUAUGGAUGUAAAGGAGUAUCUGUUUAAGAAUGUCAGACAUGUAAUGUAUGAAAACAUGGCUGCAUUCAAAAUACACCACUAGCAAAAAAAAAAAAAAAAAAAAAAAAAGAGAUCCGUCUGAGGUCCUUUGGGACCAAUAACUAAAAAAAAAUCUUAUGGGUGAAGAAAGUAUGUGUGUUGUGAAUUAUCUGGGGAGUACUGCAAGUACAUCUGCGUCACCUUAUAUGUUUGCAACAUACACUCUCUAGUAAAGUCUAGCUUUAGACACUGUGGGCUCACAAGUAUUGUCUAAACAACUACAGGAGAGUGAAUGCAGACUGUAAUAAUAGUGAGUUGGUGGGGGAGGGGGAUAAAUCUUUAAGGGCGUCAAAGGAAACUCACUCACUACUUCUCCCAGAUUCUCCACUUGACAAUAGUAGUUACACUGGAGGAACACCACUAUAUUUUAAAGUUGCAUGGUACAACUAGGAUGUAUUUUAAGGGUUGCUUACUUGGACUAUAUUUGGAGAUUCUUCCAUAUUCAAAUUGCUUUGAGUAAAAUGUUGAAAUUCCUAUUUUUUCUUUGCAGUGAAUAAAAUCUGUUGCUAUAGACUAUA